Messenger RNA from Symbiodinium natans, 2760 nucleotides. Lineage: Eukaryota; Dinophyceae; Suessiales; Symbiodiniaceae. The record is from the annotation of a GenBank genome assembly.
AUGUGGAAGCUUGCGGAGGCCAUCGGCCCUUUCCAGGAUGAGAUUGGCUUCCGAUGCUGUGGUCGGAGCGUGGGGUUCCUGCACCAGGCGAGCGACCCCGACCUAGAAGAAGCAGAGCUGACCGACCAGGAAGCCAGCGACUGGAGCGCCAUUUUUACGAGCAGAAAGAUUCUGAUUAUGGUUUGUUUAGGCCCUGGCAAAGGAACCCUUGAGAUGCAGCCCUACGAUGACGAGGCGAAUGUCUCGGAGAUCACCACCGUGCCCGGUCUUGUGGUCGUGCUCCGCACGGACCAGCUUUCCUUCAAGUUCUUCUGCAGAGGACGAGAGGCUACGCAUGUGGCCACCUCCUUCAUGCUGCAGAACGACAUUUUGCGAAUGCACAGAAAUAAGCUCGAAGCACACCUCACCCCACCUGCCCAAGAACUAGAUCAAUGGAUCGACCAGCGCCUGCGGGAAAUCAAAGAGAUGGAGCCUGACGAGCCCACAGAGGAAUGGACCGCCAAGGGGGACGUUCCCAGGAACUUCAUCCACGCCGCCAAUCGGACCUGGUUCAAACGCCAGACCACCGUCUGCAAGGGUGCGGCUGCCAGGUUACCGGUCACCUGGGAGCCGGAGGUGUUCUUCCUCGGUUGCACGGCAGGUUGCGACACGGUCAUUGAAGUCCCGAUCAUGCGAUGGGAACAUGACACCGUGUACGACCCUUCCCCUGAUGCGUGGAAGAAAGACCCGCCGAUGACCAAUUGCAGGCACGCUUCUUUCGUUGAUGGAGUGGAUCUGUUCGACAACAAGCUCUUUGGUUUGUCCCUGGCAGAAACCAAAGGCAUGGACCCCGGCCAGCGCUUGGUGCUGGAAGUCACCUACGAUGCACUCUACAGGAGUGGCAUGAGGAAGAACACGCUGAUCAACUCCACCUGUGGUAUGUAUGUGGGCACAUCCUUUAGCGAGUGGAACUCUGCAGAGAAAGCAGCGGAUGUUGGCAUUUUUGGUGCCACAGGAGGAGCUCCCAGUAUCACCGCUGGGCGUCUCAGUUUCUGCCUUGGAUGCAAAGGGGCCAGUUUAGCCAUUGACACGGAGGCUGCCUCAGGGCUGUCUGCCGUAUUCUGGGCGGCAGAAGCCGUUGAAAAGAAGGGUGCCGGUCACAUACAGGAGCUGUCCUGUGGCAUCGGCGUGCAUCUCUGCCUGGCCAAGGCAUGGUGGCCGGCUCACACUGCAGCGGGCUUCCUUUGCCCGGGGGGCCGCUGCUUCACUUUUGACGCAAGUGCGCAGGGCCACGUGAGGUCUGAGGGUGUUGGCACGGUUGUGCUCCGCUGCCAAGAGAAGAUGGACGGACAAGAGGAUAAGGAAGAGCUUUCGGUCGGCACGAUUGUCGGUGGCGCCACGCAGAAUAGCGGCAAGAGCGCUGGAAUGAGCGCUCCUUCUGGCCCCGCAGAGCAGGCGGUGCUUGUGGAGGCCUGCAGAAAAUCUGGCAUCACCACCUUGGAUGUGGAUGUCGUUGAGUGCCACGGAUCGGGCCGCUUCAUCGCGGAUGCCAUCGAGGCUGCAUCGUGUGGUAGAGCCCUGAGAGAGGGUGCAGAUUCGAACGAGGAGGAGAUGUUGCAGCUGUGCAGCAUGAAGACCAACAUUGGCAACUGCAUCGAGACGUCCGGGAUUGCAAGCUUGAUCAAGACGUUCCACAGCAUCAGGUGGGGCAUUGUGUGUGCGAACAACCACCUGCACCAGCUGAACCCACACUUGGACAUUUCAAGCUGCCCGCUUCUCAUGUGCACUGAGCCAAGUGAACAAAAGCUCAGCGCCGUCUUCGUUGGCGUUAGCUCCUGGGGUUUCGGAGGAACUAAUGUCCAUUUGCAUUGCUACGGUGGCGUCGACGAGGAGAUUCGCCUCCCGCCAGAGCCCACCCCACAGGAGCUGAGACCCAGGCUGUCGUACUGGCCGAGUGGCGGCGGCGAUUUGGGAAGCAUGAGCCGACCCCGAAGGGGCUUCUUCAUCAUCGGCUCAUGGAGUGGCUGGACUGAGCCAGAGCCAAUGGAGGACGAAGGGGAUGGCUGCUACGGGUACACGCUUGUCCUGGGCGAUACCAGAUGGGAGCAGUUCCAGCUGCUCAUUGACAACAGCUAUUCCAAGGUGCUGCACCCGCAGCGCUACAAGGCGCCAAAGGGAACGGAGGUGUUUGGACCAACUCGGCAAGAGGAGGUCAUGCAGGACAGCACUUGGUUCGUUGAUGGACGGCCCUUUAGCACCCAGAUCCGUGCCAUCACGGCUUCAGCAGGUUCGACGGCGGUGGCGACUCCGGAGCCGUUGACCUUCACCAACGAGGACGAGGGUCUGCCAGGUCAGCUGUACCGCAUCCGCCUGCACAUCGCUGGCAAGUGGAGAACGGUCACAUGGGCCAAAGCCAAAGAGGCUCCCCAGGGUCUCCUGGCCCUCAAGGGACCUGAGGCCAAAUACUAUGUCGCAGGCAGUUGGAACAACUAUCGGUUCGAAGAGAUGACGGCCGCUAGCGAAGGCACCUACACUUGCGAGGUAUCCCUGACCUCUGGUCCUAAUCGGUUCCAGAUUGCGAGAAAUGGUGACUGGCACCAGGCUAUUUUCCCGGUAUCGCCAAAUGCUGGUCCGACCGCUGAGAUAGAAGGGCCAAUCGACCGGAAGGAUCGACACUGGUUAGUCAGCGCAAGCACGGGAGACAAGCUCAAGAUUACUUUCCAGCGCACCAUCGAUGCCUCGGGCAGCAGCAAAAUGAAGGUGCUCUGGGAGAAGUUCUAG